AAUCAGAAGCCGGCUCUUCUGAAAUGUGACUUUCCUCUUCUUUUCCUUCUUCCUUAGCUGCUACGUCGCGAAAUUGAUUCCUCCCAGCUUCCUACUUUCUUCCGCCGUGCUUCCCGAUCUCCGGCUCCUACUGCCGCGAACUCACAGUAAUCGCACAAAGCACACUUCCCACCUGGCUCCUGAAAUCCGCCGGAGCCUCAGUGAUUUUGCAGGAUAAGAGAUAGACGAACAGUCGCAAGGGGAAGGAUGAAGAUCGACCUCAAUAAAAUAGCUCGCAAAGUCGAGGUGGACAGCAGGAUUCCUCUCCGGUACUAUUACAGGAUCGCCGAUAACCUCCUCCGACAGGCGACCGUGUACCGAGAUGAACGUAAUGUGGUGGAUUUGUACAUCAUGCUUCUCAGAUUCUCGAGUUUGGUCUCCGAGACUAUUCCGUUCCAUCGAGAGUACCAUAGUUGCCUUCUGAAGGAGAAGGCUAGCUAUAGGAAGAGGUUGCUUUCUGUGUUGGAGGAACUUGAAUCCUUGAAACCUGAAUUCAAUCGUCGAGUUGAGGAACUGAAUAGAGGUUACUCGAGUGUUCAAAUACGAGAACUCGAUGGCGUGGAAGAAAAUUCUUAUGGUUCUCAGUCAUCUUCACCACAGUGGCCCUCAGUGAAUAGAAGUCCAUCCUCUGGAAGGAAUGUUGCACAGCCUACCAGCAUGGUUCCUCAAUCUUCAUGGAAGAAUAAUGAUGCUCAAGCCCUUUACUCAAGUCCCUCGCCACUUGAAAAUCAAUUGCAUAAUUUAUCUAUUGGUCGGCCUGUUCCCAAUCAGGAAACUUUGUCUAGGCACUCACUCUUGGGACCAAACGGCCUUCGUGCUGAAUGGCGCCCACCUACUGCGGCAAUAAAGGUUCAGUAUCCUAGCCACGCUGACUUAGCCUCUUCAGAGGAUACAAGCUUAAACCAGGCUGGAGAAUAUGGCAGUGUGCCAGUUAAGAAGAAUGAUUCUGGUGCUGUUAUGGAUUCCGUUCUUUCCUUGGAUGAUGGUAGAUGGAUACACCCUGCUGAGGAACCCGGAAACACAUUAGUUCACGAGGCAAAGGAAGAUCCUUUUCAGUUUGUUGGUAUUAGGCAACCGUCCCCUCCUCCGGUUCUUGCUCGAGUGCAACAUGAAUAUGCUCAAAUUGCACCAUCUAAAGUUGCCGACCCACGACCCGGUCCAGCACCUUCUCAGGAUGGCAUGUCUGGCCCUAAUUCGUACCAAGAUGUGCAUGUUGUAUGUCCAAUAUGCUCCUAUGAAUAUGAUGCAAGAUUUCUUAAGAUUGGCCCGGGCAAAUACAGAGAAGAAUCUAGAGACAUGUGGUGUUCUGGCAGGAGCGCUGGUAAGGGAAAAGCAAUGCAUGAGUCACCCUGGAUAUUUGUUUCAGCAGCUCUUUAUAUACUUGCUUCCUGUGCUGUAGAAAAACAGGGUGUUCCACAUCAGCAUGCUUAUCAUCCCAAAGCAAGAGUCAACUUCAGAUUCGGUAUAUGUCAGACAUUAAAUGAAGAAGAAAUAUUUGACGUUCAAGACAAACUCUCGUUGUUUCCCCUUGGAUGGAUCCAUACACAUCCAACGCAAACCUGUUUUAUGUCAUCCGUCGAUCUGCACACACAUUACUCUUACCAGAUAAUGUUACCCGAAGCAAUCGCCAUAGUCAUGGCUCCAACCGACGAAUCGAGGUAGAAACAUUGUUUUCUUAUUUUCCACACCCACACGGAAUAUUUCAUCUAUCAGACCCAGGAGGAGUAUCUGUGAUCCGCAACUGCCAGCAAAGGGGUUUCCACCCCCAUGAGGAGCCCUUGGAUGGAAACCCCAUCUACGAGCAUUGCUCCCACGUCUACCUCAACUCUAAGAUGAAGUUCGAGAUCUUGGAUCUUCGAUAAUGCAAACUACACUUGCUCUCGAUGCUGUUGGUCAUGGUACAUAUAACAUUUUAUCUCAAUCAGCUCUGUAAAUACAAUUGCUUUUUUUUUUUUAUCCUUUCUCGGAGACAUUCACUUCCAUAGCUCCGUGUAUAUAGGCUAGUGUACGCUCCGCCGAGACGUACUGAACACAAGCCCCACAUUCGAAUGCGUGGGGCGGUUUUCAUGAUCAUGGGUUGCGGGGUAGGCAACCAGUCGGUUCUCGCUGAACCGAGUUGAUCCUUGAGUUGAAUCGAGCCGGAUUGGAUAUAAUUAAACUGCGUUUCGUUUGUUUGUUUGUUUCGAUCAGACAGUAUGCCCCUUUCCCGGUCUCCUCUCCGGCGAGGACCACGUAGUGAAGAUAUGACGAAGGUGAUCAAAAGGUUAGGAGGAGGAGGUGGCGGCCCAUUGCGCAAGUUGCCAAUGAAUGCCAUGCAAUGGGCAUAUAGGGUACUACAACGACGGUGAGCCUUUAAUUGCUGCUGUGUAGUGUGAAUACUACUACCCUUUCUUUGGAGAACCGACCUACAGAGAAGAGACCUUUACUUUACAGGCCCAGCCGUCUUAAUUCCUGGGGCACAUUAAAUCUCUAGCUUGAUUCGUACCUCGGUGGCGGAAUAAAAACCUUUUAUGUGGAUCCGAUCACCAGCUAGUUAGAGAGUGAGAGUGUCGUCAUAUCUGUUUGACUUGACUUUUCGACGAAAAUGACAAAUUUGAAAUUUGUCGAUUUCUCGACGGGGGGGGGGGGGGGGGGGGGGGAAGCGCGACGUUGGCGGGUAAUGUGCGGAGGGGGAGAAGAGGUGCCGAAUUUGCACAGUUCCCUGACGGCAGCACUCUUUGCUGUUUUGCUUCACACCCCAAAUCCUCCUCUCCGGUGCCAAAAGCAAAGUUGUCCUUUGUCUCGUAAUGGCAAACAUUUCACCGUCAUGCCGACGAGAUUAUUAGCAGUUUUUUUUUUUUUUUUUACUUGAAGGGGUCAUAUCACAAUGUAUCCAUACACGGCAACUUCUUGAUUGAAAAAAGGGGUGCCCUCAGGCAUUGAUUUUAUAUUUUCACGAACCAUGAUACAAGGUUUAGCGAGUGAUUCACGUGGCUAGUGGUGGGCUAGCUAAGCUGAAGGAGUGAGUGCCGGUCGGGAAACCUUGUACAGACCCGCGAUACCAU
Molecule: messenger RNA, 3083 nt
Organism: Linum tenue
Lineage: Eukaryota; Viridiplantae; Streptophyta; Magnoliopsida; Malpighiales; Linaceae
Source: the annotation of a GenBank genome assembly